Molecule: messenger RNA, 615 nt
Organism: Neltuma alba
Lineage: Eukaryota; Viridiplantae; Streptophyta; Magnoliopsida; Fabales; Fabaceae
Exons: 1
Coding region: 1-615 (204 amino acids)
Source: RefSeq, a predicted model, not a curated record
AUGGCUCAGAUCGAAUUAAGCACUAAGAGGCUUAUAAGUGCAAUGGAAGAUGAGCUAGAUAAGGUGCAAAUAAGGAUAGAGGAAAAUAAUGUGACCACAGAUGAUAAGGACCCUAUUGACGUCCCAGAUGAUGAUAAGGGAGAUGAUGAUGCAUUUGGCGAUGAGGACCCCCAUGAUUAUGAUGGACAUGAGUCUGAUCACGAAGGUGAUGAUAGAGAUGAGUUCCACGGGGGAGAUGAUCAGGGAGACGAUGAUGCAACUGGCUCAGAUAGGGGUGAUGACAUCGGUGUUGCAGCAGAAGGUGCAGACAAAGAAAUUAUGGAGUCUCCCCUGCCCUUUUCCCCCAUGGACAAGGGAUGUCAACUCCGGAGGUCGCAAAGGGAGAUGAAAUCCGCUAUCAAUUCUCCAUGGAUUUUGACAAAGCCAAUUAAGAGGCGAAAGAGGCCCAUGGAUGACAAGGACUGGUUUUAUGACAUAGUUUCCCGUAUGUGUUCAAGCAAGGAGGGUGACAUGUAUGUACAUAUCCACUAUCCACGUAAUCAUAUUCAUUACAAUUUUGUGCUAAUUGACUACAUGCAUAAUGAUAUUGACAACAUAUUUUUAGGCCUUUGGUGA